GUGGAGGAGAGGAGAGGCGACUACUCAAACUCUGAGCAAGCGCCACAGAAACGCCAGCGCAGGAUCAGCCAGACCUGUUUAUAUUUCCGCAUCACUUGAAGGCCACGGCAGCUCAGGAUGAAGCGAAGCCGUGUCCCGAGCACCAGCGAGGACUCGGACAAUGGGAGUAAUUCCACAUCCUGGUCUCAGCACUCCAACUCCAAGCACAGGAAACAGAGUGGGAAAAGACCAUCUGAGGUGUUCAGGACAGACCUGAUCACAGCUAUGAAGCUGCAUGAUUCACACCAGCUUAAUCCUGAGGACUAUUAUGAGCUGGCCGAUCCCUGGCGGCAGGAGUGGGAGAAAGGGGUUCAAGUUCCUGUCAGUCCAGAGUCUAUACCGCAGUGUACAGUGCGCACUGUAGCUGAGAAAAGCACCGCUCCUCUGUUCAUCAAGCCCAAGAAGCUGAUUCGCUCAUCUGAGUCAUCGAUGCUUGGGUACGUGGGUAUUCAGACACUGGCUGAUGGCAUGUGUCGCUAUGACCUGAAUGAGGAGGACGUAGCUUGGCUGCAGAUCACUAAUGAAGAGUUCAGUAAAAUGGGCAUGCAACCCCUGGAUGAGCUUACAAUGGAGCGGGUCAUGGAGGAGUUUGAGCGCCGUUGCUAUGACAACAUGAGCCACGCCAUGGAAACAGAGGAGGGGCUUGGUAUCGAGUAUGAUGAGGAUGUGGUCUGCGAUGUCUGUCAGUCUCCUGACGGCGAGGACGGCAACGAGAUGGUGUUCUGUGACAAGUGCAACAUCUGCGUGCAUCAGGCGUGUUAUGGUAUACUGAAGGUCCCUGAGGGCAGCUGGCUUUGCCGUACCUGUGCGCUGGGUAUUUUUCCCAAAUGCCACCUGUGCCCUAAAAAAGGCGGAGCCAUGAAACCCACCCGCAGUGGCACCAAGUGGGUCCACGUCAGCUGUGCCCUCUGGAUACCUGAAGUAAGCAUUGGUAACCCUGAGAAGAUGGAGCCUAUCACUAAUGUGUCUCAUAUACCCAGCAACAGAUGGGCUCUAAUAUGCUGCCUGUGUAAAGAGAAGACAGGAGCUUGUAUUCAGUGUUCUGCCAAAAGUUGCCGUGUGGCGUUCCACGUGACCUGUGGUCUGCAUUGUGGGCUGAAGAUGAACACGAUCCUCACAGAGGCGGAUGAAGUCAAGUUCAAGUCAUUUUGUCCCAAGCACUCUGGCCUGGAUUGGAACGAGGAAGAGGGCGAUGAUGACAGACCUGUGAAGGUCCCAACCAGGGAAGACAGAAGCAGAAAUAGAGGAAUAGAUUUCUCUGCUUCUUCCCAAACCAGACUCUCGCAGAACCCAGAGGAGACCAGACUCAGUGAGCGAAAGCUUCGAGUACAGCAGCUGGAGGACGAGUUCUAUCGCUUCGUCGCUGCUGAUGAGGUUGCCGAACAUCUGCAGCUUCCUCUUGAGAUGGUGGACUUCUUGUUUCAAUACUGGAAGUUGAAAAGAAAGGUGAACUUUAACCAGCCCCUCAUCAUGCCGAAGAAAGAGGAGGAAGACAGUCUUGCCCGACGAGAACAGGAAGUGCUUUUAAGGCGACUACGACUCUUUACGCAUUUGCGACAGGAUCUGGAGAGGGUGCGUAAUUUGACGUAUAUGGUCAGCCGACGGGAGAGGAUUAAACGGACCUUGUGCCGAGUGCAGGAGCAGAUCUUUCAUCACCACGUCAGGCUGCUGGAGCAGGGCCGCGUCACUGGUAUAUCCUCUACUAGACGUUUGGAGGAGGCUAUGUUUUAUUUCCGUACGACGCCACCUGUGCCAGCAUCUCCUCAGCCUCUGAAGGGCCACUGUGGGCAGAACAGCACACUGAGCUCCAGCGAGAAGGGAAGCAACUCUUACAGAUCCUCAAAGCAUAUUGAAGCAGACAAGCCUGCAAAGAUGCUCAUGGACGGCGUUCCCAGUUCUGGAGACUCUGUGAGAAGCGAGACAGUGAUGUCUGCUUCAUCUAGACGUUCUGAGGGCAGGACGAGGAGCGGUGAGUCUCACAGAAAAGAGGAGGAAAGUGAGCGUCCUCUGGAGGACAGGAGGAGAAAGAGCAAGCUAUGGGACCAGGUGUCUAUUAAAGACAAACUGAGGCAUGCAAAGUCUAUGGAGGACACGCUGAGCAGUGAGACAGAGCUCGACACAAUGGAUGACAGAUUGCUGCUGUCUCACACUAACGCUAAUUCUGUAGCCACUGCUCCAAACAUGUACAGCGGAUCGCCGAGGAAGACAAACGCAAGCCAUCAGGGAAAACUAGUGCCAAAUGGAACAUCCGGGCGGCAUCUGAAAAACUGGGGCAGUUUCCGAAUCCCCAAACGCAGUGAGAGAACGUCAGCAGGGAGACAGACCGAGAGGCAGGAGGCAGACAACACCGCAGACCAAAACUCUUCCUUAAAAACGUUUAGCACAAGCCCCUCCUCUCCUCAAAUCAGGACCCGGCUGCGGACGGGAAGUGAGAAUCGACGCCAUCUGGAAGAGUCUGAUCUCGGCCAAUCGGAGCAGGGUAAGAGGUGUCACACCCAGAGACUUCCGAGCCCUAUGACUAGACGAUACGGUUCAGACGUGAUCCAACGUGGAGUUCUCGCAUCUUGAAAUGUCCAAAUAUAUUAUCAUUAUUAUUUUCCCUCUUCAUUUGCUCUUCAACGAAAGGUGAACAGGUGGAACGAUAUUUAUUUUUCUAGUCUGUAAUUUUCUGCUGAAAGUAUUUUUUUGUGUGUAUGUUAAAACAAAUGUGGAGAGGUUUCAAAGACCAAACGAUUGGCUGACGAAGACGAAUAUCUUCCUAAUAAUCGAUGAAUGAAACUAUAAAUCAGGUGAAAAUGAACUGGCGGAGUUUCGAGAUGAGUUAUGAGCACUUCUGAGGGUGUUACCAGCGUGAAAUGAAGCCAGUGCAGCCCAGCUGUCUUAAGUCCCACACAAAAACUGCACUUAACUGAGCACUUAAAAAGAAAAACAUAUUUGACCACAACAGUCGAAGCAGUUUCCAAAAUUUAGGAAAGACUUUUAAUUUAUUUUUCAGUAUUCUGCUAACUUAAAAGGCCAUCAUGUGUUGUGUGUAUGUGACAUGUGCCAUUACUUCUGCUGUGGCACCUUUUCCUUCUCAGGUAAAAUCUGCUUAUAUUUGUACUUAA
Danio rerio (zebrafish) is the source of this 3146-nucleotide messenger RNA. It is a transcript of the gene jade1, whose product is annotated as jade family PHD finger 1. NCBI's taxonomy places the organism in Eukaryota, Metazoa, Chordata, Actinopteri, Cypriniformes, Danionidae. Gene Ontology annotation, cellular component: cytoplasm; chromosome; nucleus. The record is from RefSeq and is marked provisional.